This is a messenger RNA of Osmerus eperlanus (European smelt), 1207 nucleotides long. Its product is annotated as neurexophilin-1. The transcript has 2 exons. Gene Ontology annotation, molecular function: signaling receptor binding. Lineage: Eukaryota; Metazoa; Chordata; Actinopteri; Osmeriformes; Osmeridae. The coding region runs from base 389 to 1207 and encodes 272 amino acids. The record is from RefSeq and is a predicted model, not a curated record.
GAUGAUCAGCUAUGUAGGACCUCACACUUUCACCAGACUUGCAUCCCGAGGAGCUAAAAAGACAACGUUGACUAGAUAUGAUGUGCCACAAUCUUAGUCACACUGCUGCGGACUGAACAGGAAUUUGAAACUGUUUCGUGUGGAUGGUAACACUACGGCACAUUGUCAUUUACCCAUCUAUGGAUUUUCCAUGUUCCACUGAUUUGACUCAAACCCAGGAGAGGUAAAAUAAGGCAGAUCUCAACGGUUUGCAGGUGUAGCAGUUGAGCCUGCUGUGGACAUGGGACCGUAUGUUCGCUUCGAGGGAUAUUGCGCCGGAGGAAUAGAGUCUUCCUGAAGGAAAGCUGUGUUCGGAACUAAGGGGAGAGCUGCGGGUCUGCGCGCCACAAUGAUGCGUUCCAACCAUGGUUUUAUCCUGCUUCUCUUGAACGGAACAGCGUGCUUGCUGGCCCUGGGUCAAGAAGAAGACUUGUCCAGCCCUAAAGGCCCGUCAGACGAGUCGACCAAGAUGGUGGGCGUGCUGACCGGUCAGACGCCUCCGUCCCCUCUGAGUCGCUGGAUGCUCCACAGCAAGAGCCGUGCGGCCAACGCCACGUCCCUGGAGCUGCCCUACCGCUCCCCGGUGCCCUUCUCCAAGCAGGAGUUCUGGGAGAUGCUGGGCAGCGACCUGAUGAAGCCCGACACCUCCUCCAGCUCCAGGGUGAAGCGCAGGCCCAUCGUCAAGACGGGCAAGUUCAAGAAGAUGUUCGGCUGGGGGGACUUCUACUCCAACAUCAAGACGGUACGCCUCAACCUGCUCAUCACCGGCAAGAUCGUGGACCACGGGAACGGGACGUUCAGCGUCUACUUCCGGCACAACUCCACGGGCCAGGGCAACAUCUCUGUCAGCCUGGUGCCCCCGGUCAAGGCGGUGGAGUUUGACCUGGAGCGCCAGAGCGUGGUCUACCCCAAGGACUCCAAGAUCUUCAACUGCCGUGUGGACUAUGAGAAGGUGGACCGCAGCAAGCGCACCUCGCUGUGUAACUACGACCCGUCCAAGACCUGCUUCCAGGAGCAGACUCAGAGUCACGUCUCCUGGAUCUGCUCCAAGCCCUUCAAGGUCAUCUGCAUCUACAUCUCCUUCUACAGCACGGACUACCGCCUGGUCCAGAAGGUCUGCCCGGACUACAACUACCACAACGAGAUGCCCUACCUGCCUUCGGGGUAG